Molecule: messenger RNA, 1534 nt
Organism: Bufo gargarizans (Asiatic toad)
Lineage: Eukaryota; Metazoa; Chordata; Amphibia; Anura; Bufonidae
Exons: 2
Coding region: 700-1434 (244 amino acids)
Source: RefSeq, a predicted model, not a curated record
CUCUUUCUUUGCUGCUCCACCAAAGAUAAGUCAUUUCUGUGUUUUAUGGCUGUUACAUGUUUUAUGAAUCUCAUUAAUUUUAUUAACCUGUGAUUUGGCUAAGGAUUGUCUAUAAUGCAUAGCCUUUCUAUCCUUUUGCUGGGUUAGGUGUUUCCCCUCAUCGUGGGUAUAUUUUUCCCUAUUGUGGGUCUGCUUGCCCCACGCUUAUUGCGCUUAUUGCGCUUAUUGCUUGGGGGUCUCCCCCCCCCCCUCUUCUUCCCUCUGACCUCCGUUCCUCCUCCCCUGCGUCGGUUUUCUUUUGGUCUCUCCGCUGUUUCUCUUAGGGGUUUGCUCUGCGUCUCCCCCCCUUCCCCUUAGCUUUACCUCCUAUCGCUGCGUCCCCUCUGGUUAUCGGCGCUUCUGGUGUCAGCGGCGGGUCCCGCUCGCUUCCCGCGGCUCCGAGAUCUCGCGGGAUCUCGGCGGCCAUCUUGGGGAGCUCCCGCCCUUCCUAUCGCGGGAUCUCGUACGUCACUUCCGGUCUGGUUUGCGCUCGGUCGGCUGGCUGUGCUCCUGCUCCUACUCCGGUUCGGCGGCUUCUGGGGUGAUUAACCCCUAGUUAGUUUCGGUUUUUCCCUCUAUUCCUGGCCAUCUUAGCUUAGACCUCCCUGCUAGGUUAGGCCAUCAGGAUCGUUAUAGAUAUAUAUAUAUAUUUACCAUAUUAUGUCCUCUGAUCGCUCCCCCUCUGGGUCUAUUCCCCCCCCAUCCUCUGGGGACCCUGAUAUUCCGACUAUGAAUGCGCAGGCCCUAGAGCUUCAACGCUCGGUCUCCAGCGCUAUUAUAGAGGCGAUGGGAUCCAUGUCCUCUAUGAUCUCUAAAACCAUCUCUCAGGCCCUAGCUGCCCAUGCCCCUGGCCCCGCUAUUCCCGCGCCUGUGCUUACUAGCCCGCAGCCUACCAUUGUUGAACCUCCUGCACCCCAGGAGACUAUGAUCGGUGUGUUCCAAGCCACCCAUGAUAGCGCGCUUAGAUCGCGCAAAAGAGCCUUGCCGCGUCAGGCAGAACGGACGCGAAAGUGGAAAUGUGCUAGAGCACAGACUGGCGAUGUGGAUUCGGAUAUUGAAUCCGACAUGGAGGCUUACGCGGAGGCGAGCGGCCAUUCCGACGGGGAUAUUGAGAUUGAGAUGGAAUCCGAGUUACCAGGUACCUCUGGUCCUAGACCAUCCACCUCCGGGUCCGUGGGCGCGUCCGCCGCUGCCCCUAACGUGGUUUCCACCCCGGUGGAUCCUUCAGGCAACCCGUUGUUUGACCCUGAUGCCCUCCACCACCCUAGGUCGGCUGAGUGGUUGCCGGUAGCUCAUGUGAGCGAUUAUCUGGAACAUUGGGUGCGCCGCCCUCUUAGUAAAGAGGCGCGCAGUAAACUCCGAUCUGAAUGCCCCAGACCUUUGAUCCAAAAAUGACACAGUUUUUGGCUAAGACCGGCUGGAAUCCCCGUAAGGGGCUUGAUUCCGCAUUGAAAAGUUGUCAGGAUAAACUCCUUGACAUCUUUGGGCCCCUCGC